CAUUAUUAUGGCCCAAGAACAGUUACAUUGCGAGAGUGUUACGUGGCACACGUGGUUGAAUAUACGAAAGGAUUUCAAACGGAAAUCGAUCAAAAAAUUUAACUCAGACGCCAAAAAUAAUUUAAAAAAAUUCUAAUAAAAUAAAUUUAAGUUAUAAACAAGAAAACUGAAAUUCUUAUUUAGAAAUGGCAGGACCAUUUCUAUCUCCCUUGCCCGGUGAUCUAUUAACGGAAUACAUGUUCGGCCGUCGACGUCAAAGGCGAAAUCGCACUACUUUCACGCCACAACAGCUACAAGAAUUGGAGGCUUUGUUUCAAAAAACUCACUAUCCGGAUGUAUUUCUGCGGGAAGAAGUCGCUUUACGCAUAAGUUUGAGUGAAGCUCGUGUACAGGUAUGGUUUCAAAAUCGAAGGGCUAAAUGGCGUAAACAAGCGCGUCUACAACUUCUACAAGAUGCCUGGAGAAUGAGAUGUUUGAGUCUGGGCCAGCCACCAGUUAUGGGACAAGGUGGUGGUCAAAUACCAAAUGGAUCUGUAUUAAAUGGUCCAAUGCCUCCGGGCCUACCAGUCGAUGCCACACCGGAAAACCUUUCAAAUAGUGCAGCGUCUAAAGAUUCGCCCAAUGGAGGAAUGAAUGAGGGAACAGCGCAUCCACAUGCCAACCAUUCAAUGAUGCAUCCAGCUGAAAGUGGACAUAACAAAUCGAAUGGAGGUGGUGGCGAAAAAACCUACACUGAACUCAAAUUGUACAAAGAUCAUCAUCUGCAAAAUCAACAUUUAACCCAGGCCCUGCAUGCCCAUAUGCAACAUGAUCCGCGACUAAUGGCAGCUCUGGACCAUAACUCAGAUGAUGGUUCGGAUGGUUCAGAUUCUGAAGAAAUUGAUUUGACCUCUGGUUCAUGCAUAGAUUUUUCCAAUAAACAACAUCAGUCUGUGGUAAUGGGCGGCAAUAAUUCAACGGCAGCAAGUCCAAGUGGUCAACAACAACAACAACUGUCGCAACAAUCACAACUAGUGCCCAGCAAUGGGGUACACUGAAUUUGGAAUUGUGAUGACGAUAAAACGGGAAAAUUACAAUAACAUAUGCAAUAAAUAUAAAAACUUACAUUAUAAACAACUAAA
Molecule: messenger RNA, 1121 nt
Organism: Stomoxys calcitrans (stable fly)
Lineage: Eukaryota; Metazoa; Arthropoda; Insecta; Diptera; Muscidae
Product: retinal homeobox protein Rx3
Exons: 3
Coding region: 186-1037 (283 amino acids)
Biological process (GO): regulation of transcription by RNA polymerase II
Molecular function (GO): DNA-binding transcription factor activity, RNA polymerase II-specific; RNA polymerase II transcription regulatory region sequence-specific DNA binding
Source: RefSeq, a predicted model, not a curated record